AUGUCGACAAUCGCCACGUCCUUGGUUCCGACGGGAUCGAAGCCCGAUUCUGCCCUUCAAUCCGCCCGCGAGCUGGUGACGCACGAAAUCUCGGCCACGACACACUAUCUCGCCCACAAAGCACACGAUCUCGGACUGACGCCGCCUUCCUCCAAGUCGACGACGACGACAACAACACAAUCAAGACCGAACCAGCCCCAGGUCCAGCCCUCCACACCCACUAGCAGUGCACCUGUGUAUAGAGAAUCGCCAGGAAGAUUCAGACACCCUCGCACCACGGAAAUCAUCAAGCGCAGCUCGGCGGCGGCGCUGACAGACACAAACAUCAAGGGAGCACUGACCAAUGCUGCCGCGUUGAUCCUUUCUUUUGUCCUGAGUGAUGUAUAUUACAGCAGUAUUCCACCCCUCCUUGCGUCUACCGGUGUCAGCAGUGCAUUGGAAGUACCUUCAAACGCAUUAUUAGUCCUCCGCCUGGUUCUGUGCGCAAACAUCAUCCUGCUCCUCCGCCCUGCGAUUCCUUAUAUUGCGAAAAAGGACCAAAUCAACGAUAUCCCAUUGACACCGUCGCAACGCUUGCUUUUGGGCUUGGACCCGUCCGUCCCGCCGAGUCCGGCGUCUGGGGGCAGUUAUAUCACACCUCCGCGCUAUCGACGGGCCUCCGGGUCUGCCACUGGCACUCCCACUCCCAACAGCAUCGGCUCUGACCGACAAAGUAUCUCGUCCUCACCACUGUCGACUUCUCGGCUCGGCUUUUCGCCCUCACAGUCUCAGCGUCGCUCGGUUUCUGGUGCAGCUGCAGCUGCUGCUGCAACAACUACGUUCUCCCCAUCGGGAAGUCCACUCUUCCACAAGGCUGUCAGCAACCAGAAUCCCGAAUUCGGCGUAAGCGCCCGCUCGUCCUUUGGCGCGGGCGCAGGCAUUGGUUCCGGACUGAGUCGCUCGCAGAGUUUGCGUGAGAGACCGAAUGCAAGACGGGAGAGCAUUGAAUCACCCGCUUCGCCCACACCGACAUCGGGGACUAGAAGUCCUCAAUUCGUGCCGGGGCUCAAUUAUAAGUGGCUGUACGACAAGGGCAUGAAGCUGCCCAAAAGCGAAUCGUAUGGGUUUUGA
Molecule: messenger RNA, 1110 nt
Organism: Exophiala dermatitidis NIH/UT8656
Lineage: Eukaryota; Fungi; Ascomycota; Eurotiomycetes; Chaetothyriales; Herpotrichiellaceae
Exons: 2
Coding region: 1-1110 (369 amino acids)
Biological process (GO): spindle pole body duplication; protein import into nucleus
Cellular component (GO): nuclear outer membrane; nuclear pore transmembrane ring
Source: RefSeq, a predicted model, not a curated record